This is a messenger RNA of Botrytis fragariae, 545 nucleotides long. RefSeq names its product putative ubiquitin-conjugating enzyme protein. The record is from RefSeq and is a predicted model, not a curated record. Gene Ontology annotation, cellular component: nucleus. NCBI's taxonomy places the organism in Eukaryota, Fungi, Ascomycota, Leotiomycetes, Helotiales, Sclerotiniaceae. The transcript is spliced from 5 exons. The coding region runs from base 1 to 417 and encodes 138 amino acids. Gene Ontology annotation, biological process: DNA damage tolerance; protein K63-linked ubiquitination.
AUGGCGAAAGUACCAAGAAACUUCAGAUUGCUAGAGGAGUUAGAGAAGGGCGAAAAGGGUCUUGGAGCUGACGCUUGCUCUUAUGGUUUGACGGACGGCGACGACUUAUACAUGUCCAAAUGGAAUGGCACGAUUCUCGGUCCUCCACACAGCGUCCACGAGAAUCGCAUCUACUCUCUUACCAUGCAUUGCGGAGAGAACUAUCCCGAUGUUCCACCAACCAUCAAGUUCACUAACAAAAUCAACCUUCCCGGUGUGCAAGAUGAUGGCAAGGUCGACCCUUCAAAGUUUGCAUGCCUUGCGAACUGGCAACGCCACAACACAAUGGAGACUGUCUUGACCGAGUUGAGAAAAUACAUGGCAUCUCCUACCAACAAAAAGCUCCCCCAACCACAAGAGGGUUCUACAUACGACUAAGUGCCUUACGCAUUCACUAGACGAAUCAUGAUACGAGGAAUUCCAAGAUCACAGCACGUAUUAGGCUGUGUAGAGAUGGGUGAUGCAUAUGACUUUUCUUUAUGUUGAUACGGAUGCAUCAGCGCGGC